This is a messenger RNA of Nicotiana tabacum (common tobacco), 414 nucleotides long. Its product is annotated as protein FAR1-RELATED SEQUENCE 5-like. The record is from RefSeq and is a predicted model, not a curated record. Lineage: Eukaryota; Viridiplantae; Streptophyta; Magnoliopsida; Solanales; Solanaceae.
AUGCCUAAUGAGUUCAAUGAAGAAGAUCUCAUAAUUGGUCCAAUUACUGGGAUGCGGUUCAGUAGUAAGGAUGUUAUGUUUGAUUUUUACAAAGAACAUGCAAGAUUAUCAGGGUUUUGCAUUGUCAAAAUAACAUCAAAUAAAAAAGGUGGUGAUAUCGUUAGGUAUGUGCAAUAUGGUUGUGGUAGGUCUAGGAAACCAAGGAAUAAGCAUGUUACCAAGAGGAGGAACUGUCGUGCUAGAAUAAAUGGAAUUUUGGAGGAGAAUGGUUCGUGGCGUGUUUCAAAGGUGGUUAAAAAACAUAAUCAUCAAUUGGAACCAGCACUAUCGCGAUUGAUGGCUGGACACAGAUCGCUUAAUAAGUCUCUUAAGAGAACUCUUGCAACCAAAUAUAUUGCUGGCUUAAGACCCUAA